Messenger RNA from Entamoeba dispar SAW760, 345 nucleotides. Its product is annotated as protein serine/threonine kinase, putative. Bases 1 to 345 code for a protein of 114 amino acids. Gene Ontology annotation, molecular function: ATP binding; protein kinase activity. The transcript has a single exon. Gene Ontology annotation, biological process: protein phosphorylation. The record is from RefSeq and is a predicted model, not a curated record. NCBI's taxonomy places the organism in Eukaryota, Evosea, Mastigamoebida, Endamoebidae.
AUGAUGAUGACAAAUAUGACAUUCACAAAAGGGAUAGGAUCACCUAUUUACAUGUCACCAGAAGUAUUGAAACGAGAACAUUAUAAAAUGGAAUCAGAUAUAUAUUCAUAUUCAAUAACAAUGUUAGAGAUUAUUACAUGGCAAAAUCCAUUUCCUAAAGAAAUAUAUAAUUUUCCAUGGGACAUUGCAGAUGCAAUCACGUCAGGUAAACGACCACCAAUAAUACAAGAAGUUAAAGAAGAUAUUAAAGAAAUUAUUGAAAAAACAUGGAAACAAGAAGCAAAAGAAAGAAUAAGAAUAGAAGAAGUAGUAAGAAUGUUAGAAAGAAUUGAAAAUAAAGAAUAA